Messenger RNA from Podarcis lilfordi (Lilford's wall lizard), 27131 nucleotides. NCBI's taxonomy places the organism in Eukaryota, Metazoa, Chordata, Lepidosauria, Squamata, Lacertidae. The record is from the annotation of a GenBank genome assembly.
ACUGGCAGCGAAGGCAGCCUACCAAUGAGAGGUGGAAACUGAGCUCUCUUUUUUUUACUCUUUGGAUCUUUGGAAAACCUGCUGUGUGAUGUUGCAGUCAUUUCUGAUCUGAGCACAGGAGUGCUCUCUAUCCCUCCUGAUCUACAGUCAGGGCAACUUGGCUGUCGAGGAAAGUGUUUUGCCAGGUGUUCCUGUGCAAUCUGAGAAGAGUUUUUUCUUUCUAUCUCUCUACCUAUCUUGGAAUAAUAGUGCCAUGCCUUCUGGAUUGCAAAACAGCCUCUUUCUCUUCUUGUGCCUAACAUCAUGUCAGGAAUUUCGAGCAUCCCAGGUAAGCCCCAUUCUCCCAAUCAACAACUGGUUAGGUCUGGAUAACAUUUCAUCUACCUACCUAUCUAUCUAUCUAUCAUCUAUCAUCAUCUAUAUCUAUCUAUCUACCUAUCUAUCUAUCUAUCUAUCAUCUAUCUAUCUAUCUAUCUAUCUAUCUAUUACCAAUCUACCUAUCUAUCUAUCAUCUAUCGAUCUAUCUACCUACCUACCUACCUAUCUAUCUAUCAUCUAUCUACCUAUCUCCCUACCUAUCUAUCUAUCUACCAAUCUACCUACCUACCUAUCAUCUAUCUAUUGAUAUCUAUCUAUCUAUUGAUAUCUAUCUAUCUAUCUAUCUGUCUAUCUAUCUAUCUAUCUAUCUUUAACAUCUAUAAAAUCUUGGAGGGGUUAUAAAUGCAAUGCAUGAAAGAAAGGACAUGUUUCCUUUGACAGUAAAACAAAUGGUGGGUUUUUAUUAUUAUUAUUAUUGCUAACUUUUGCUUAAAAGGCUGGACUUUGUUUUAGCUCCCCCUCCCCAGCCUCAUGUGUCUCUUUCUGCAAAAACAACAGGUAAGUAAAAUUAUGGUUGCUAAUGCCCUUUGAUACACAUCCUCUAAUUUUCAACUUCACACCAAUGACAAGAGGUGUGGUUAAUAUUUUGUGUAAAUCAGAAAAGACACGCAGGAAACAAGGCCAGUCCAAGGCCAAAUAAGCACCAUCAGUCCAGACUAAAAUGCAAAUCUUCAUCAGGAGAAAUUUGAAGACUAAAAAGAUAGCCUUCCCAUCACUUAAUUCUCGAAUUCCUCGACACUGUUUGAGGUGAAGAAUGCAGCUCCAGAAGUGUAGGGCAUGUAAUUACUUUUGCAAAUUAUCUGCCUCUGAAAAUUCUUACAUUUCUUGCCCUGUAUCCCUGCCAAUAAUGCAACUGCAACCCUCUUGCUGGGUUAGGAAACUCAACCUGCUCCUCCGUUAAUGCCUGAAUAAACCAGCGCAGGCAAGUGAUUGCAGAGCUUGUGAGUUCAAGUCACUUUGCAGGAAUAUCAACAUGGGCUGAGCGAGCUGCACAGUGUUGAAGUUUAUUAUGCUUAACUGUAGCGCAGUAGUUCAGGUUAAAAAUAACUCUUUAACAAAGAGCUUAUUAUAAAGGUAUCCAGUACGACUUUUUAAAAAAAUGCCUGCUGCAUGCUACAUAUGAUAAGAGUCUUCGGCAAGAGAAAACUUGUUCACUCCCCAAACCCCGAGAACAUGCUUCAUAUAAAACAUGGCAAUUAAAUUCUUGUUCAUUCAAAUUGUAAGGAAAUGUCAGGUUUAUUGUGUCUGCAGUCAUUCCUUUUUGACUGGCUCCUGUCCCAGUACUUAGUGCUGACUUUUGAUCCUGGUGAAGACGUUGUGCAACGGAUAAAGAAAGUCAAUUUCAUAGCAAAAGCAGCAUUUGUGUGGGUGUGUCUGUGCAUGUGCGAUCAGCAAUAAGAAGAAUUUUGUUCAGUUCGCAUUUUACUUUGACCUUGCCUGAUUUUAGUGCAAGCCGCCCUGCAAACCCAGCUAUAUUUCAAAACUUGCACUUCUCUGGAUUUCACGAUGCAGUUUUCAAACCAAGAAGAGUGCACAGGGGGGGGGAAACUAUAUUAACCUAUGGAUUUGCUUGCAAACAUAUGUAUAAUAGGCAAAAUUGCAAAAGAAAAGAAAAAGAGAUGCAUAUAUUAGGCUUAACCUGCAUGGAAAUGCAUGCUGAUUUUCGUGUUGACUUUUUUAUUCAAAGUAAUGCAGAAAUAGGCAAACUGAACUUAAGGGUGGGAAAAUGGGAAAUCGAAAGAAACUGAAAAUGACAGGUUUGUGCAUCCCUAUUUGCGAUAGAUGGACAGAUAGUGAUAAACCUGCUGAAAUAUACUCGGAGUCGAGUGUGGAUUUCAUGCUCUUUAUUCAGCUCAUAGUAGUGAGGAGGAAUGGAAGUUCCCCCAGAAUGUCUGCUUUAUAUACAUUAUUUACACAAUGGGCCCCAUGUGAUUGGCUAAUUCUAGGAUUCUCCUGUAGGCCAAUCAGGUUGCGGAUUCACUUCCACCUGGAGUUGGAUUGGGUGGCUCCUGUGGACCAAUCAGACUGUUGCAUUCUGGAUCCUAUUCAACUCAAUACAUAACACUUGCACAGACAGACCAAUAGAUAUGCAUUUAUGGCUGAGUGGAUAUAGGAUUUAGAUAGCGUAACAGAUGAAUUAAUCCCUUGUGCAAUAGGUAACAUUCCUUUCUUGCAGGAGGCAAACAGGACUGAACAACUUGGCACUCUCAGGGCAUAAAGGAAAGGCAGGGGGCAGCAGCUGUUGAAUGAGUUCCUUGCAUUCCAUUUGCUCUCUUGGCAGUCAUUCACAUGAAAGUAUUUCUCACGUGACACUAAAAGUGAUUCUGGGGGCUCUUCCAGCAUGUUGUGGGAUACAAAGCAGAAAAUAACUGUUGUUGUUGUUGUUGUUGUUGUUGUUGUUGUUGUUUUAAUCAGACACUCACAGUUUUGCUUAUGUCAGCAUGACAAAGUCAGCGCUAGCAGUUGGAAAAUUUGGGUGCUUUUGGGGGGCCUGGACCAGUUAAGGAGCUGCCUAGCACAAGAGACCCACCAACUUUGCACCAAGCCUGUCGCCAUGGAAGAAAGGAGAUCAAGUGUCAUGGGCAGCCAAAUACCCAGUAAACAAAACAAAACAUGUGUGACCAGCCAUAUCACCUGAUGGUCCACACACCACUCACCAGAUUUCUUUUUUUUUUUAAUGAUAUUUAUUGAAAAAAGAAUUUUUUUAAAAAUUACAAAGAAAAAAGACAAAACAGAAAAAGAAAAAGAAAAAAGAAAACCAUCAUUUUCAAAUUCUCCACUUUCAUUACCUUCUUUCUAUGACCUCCUCCUCCUCCCUUUUCUUGUAUCUUGAUUAAUAGUUGUCACAGCAAAUCCUUUCCAUAAUUCAUAGUAUUCUGUCAUUACAUUACCUUACUCUAUUUUCAUCUUAUCUUAUAAAAACCUUAAAGCUUAAGACUUAAAUCUUAUUUUUACCAACUUCUCAUAACCAUUACCUUUUACCUAAUUCUUUAAACAUUUUUACGAGAGCCAAGUAAUUUCAUUUCAACAUUUUACUAACAUUCAUCAAUUUUAGAAAACAUUCCUAAUGAUAGAAAAAGAAAUAAGAACAAUCCAAUCUUCUUCCAGCGUCCCUUCCUCCUGGUCCCGGGUUUGUCAGUCCUUUUAUCCCAUUAGUCUGGCACAUUAACCUGGUGAUCUUAUAUCUGAGGCCUUCAAGUCUCUUCCAUGUCCCUUCCGCAGCUCUUCUUCAUAUUUUCCUUUCACUCGUGGGAACUCCAGCUUGGUAGUGUUUUUGACCCUUUUCAACAAAUCAGCCCCUUUCCCAUAGUCCAGACUAGACUCCAUGUGGUAUUUUAAGACAUGUUUCAAAUUCCCUCCAAAAUUGGGAGCCCCCACAGCUCCAAACAUCUGACGGCCCAUUGCCAGACUCGGAAAGUCCAAACAUCCCUGCAUGGGGGGGUCAGUCCAACCCCCCAUUUCCAAAUCAAUCCAAACUUUAUCUUUCCAAAUCUGGUUUUUUCCAAGUUCAUUUGUCAAAUCCAAAGGCUCAUUUUCCUGCAGGGCCAAAAGUUCCUCCCUUUCUGGCACCCAAGAUUCAGCAACAUCCUCUUCUCUCAACUGUUCUGUCAUGGCACACUCCUGUUUAAGUUCCUGGGUGGGCUCCAUAUAGUUUCCCACUACCUGUUCAAAUGUUCUGGCCGCAUUAGUCAUCAAAUCCGUCUUCUGACUUAACUGAACCAAUAGGGCAUUUAUUUUACAGAAAGCACCCAACAGUGCUUCUGAAAACAUUGUCCUGCAAGGUCACAAAUCCUUUCCCACGGUUGUAAUCUGUGGCAGCUGCAAGCUCCCUAGAAUUAGUUACAGUUUCACAGUCCCCUCUAGGGGGAAAACUUCUGGUUGUUCUUUCUUUUAAGGACAAUAGCAACAAAGUUUCUUUUUUUAAGAUAUUAUGUCAAUAUUUGUUCCUUUAAAAUGCGAAAGGAAACAGUGGAAUCACAAUGUUACUCUUCUUUUAACUGUCUGUCAAAAACAUUUGUCUCUGGUCAAUGAGCUUCAAACAUCAAUUCUGACACCCGCUCCAGGAUCAGGACAGUGGAAAGUUACUUUACUUUAAACUCACUUCUGCAGGUUUAAACAGUCCAAAAAAAAUCCCCCUUCUUCUCCUGCUACCGAAGGGGGGUUCAACGAUUUUAAAUGGUGAAAACCAAUCCUUUGAAAGUGAUUUUCUAAGCUCUAGUUUACGUUGUCUUUGCUUUCUUCUGACUACAAGGAAACGGAAGGCUGACUUCCUGUUUAGACCUUCCUGCUUCAGUACCAAAUUAAGGUAAAUUUUUAAGUCCAAUUCCUUUCUAAUUGCCAGUUCUUAUUUGAAGUCCACUUGUUCAAUGUUUAGGUACUCACGGGGGAUUAUUUGAGUUGCCAAAUUGUCCCAGGACAAAGGCCGCGCUCUCCGGCAACGGCUAUGCGGGUUCGCUCCACGGAAAAGCAAUUGACUCACAGCACCGCGCCACUUCCCCCUCUUCGCUUCGGAGCCCGUUAGUGGGUUCCUUUGCGGGUUGGGGGGGCGCUAAGGGUGCCCGCCGAGUCCCACGGUCACAGGCUUCAUCCGCCUGUGAUUUCUAAAAGGGUCCCCGCUUCGCCGCAGCGGAAAAGACCCGUUUCGCGCGGAGCUGGUCCCUCCGGUUCAGAGGGAGUCCGCCAUUGCUGAUGGCGCCACCCCGGAAGAACCACUCACCAGAUUUCAUCCCGGCUCCACCCUUGCACCGUCAAGUACAACACCCUGCCAAGAAGACCAAUAUUAUUGACUUCCAAAGUUGGCUGCCAGGACAUUGGCCCAGCUGGAAAGGCCAGUACCAGUUUUGUAUAUUGCUUAGCACAGUGGAGGAGAAUCGGAAGGGGUCAGGCCAUGAAUGCUAGCAGGGGGACAAUGACAGUCGUAUGCCAAUGAUCUCAUCAGCUCACGGCUUUGCUAGCCACUCUUGGCAUAGCUGUCAACGUUUCCCUUUUUUAAAGGGAAAUUCCCUUAUUCCAAAUAGGAUUCCUCACAAGAAAAGGGAAAAGUUGACAGCUAUGACUCUUGGCCCCUGUCAAGGCCUUGUAUUCUGACAUUUGCUGGACCAAGGAAAAGUUCACGCUAUCUUAAUAGCAACAACAACAGAUUUAUUUGUUACACUAAUACAUUUAAUUUGUUCUCUGCCAAUCUUGUAAAUAGCCAUAGACCAGGGCCGGGCAACGUUCAGCCCUAGAGCCUUGUAUGGCUUUCAGCCUGAUUAAAAAAUCCCUGUACAAUUCAGACCCCUGGCAAGAGCAAUCUGGUCCUCUCCUGGUACAUACAUACAAAACUUUAUUUUUAUGCCACCUUUCCACAGUUCAAACCAUGCUCAUAGGUGACUUACAACAUGGAAAAAAUACAUAACUACAACACAACAAGCGUAGUCAUAAACAAUAAACAAAAUAUUAAAAAAUGCAUGACCAAAUUGAACAAUUUCCACAUAAAUGACAGCCAGAUCUAAAAUAUACAAAAUACAGCAGCAGCAACCUCGCCCAACAAAACACUCAAACACCCCCAGCCCAAUUUGGUAGGGAACAAGAGUGGCAGAAAGAAAGAAAUGGAGGUGGGGAGGGGCAAGAGAGAGAGAGAGAAGGGUGUUGGGGGGGGAGCAAUGGCUCCACCCAUUUUUAUCCCUGGCCCUGCCCAUCCCUUGCAUGUGGCCCCCAAAGAAUGCAGCCAUCAGCAGAAAACAGAUUGCCAACUCCUGCUUUUGGCAACUUCCAUCAAUAGGAAAUGCACCCUUAGAAUAGAUAAAUACUACUGAAUUACCGUACAAAAUCAGUAGUAGAAGAAAACUAUAACCUAUUCAAAAGCAUAAUGUCUCAGGGCAACCAAACAACAGUCACCUGGCUUGAAUGUUUUACCAGGUCAGCCUCUGCCAGAUUGGAAGCCUCCAAAUAUUUUGGACUACAACUGUCAUCAGCCUCAGCCAACCUGCUCUGUCAGAGUUGACAAAUGUUAGAGAAGGCGAGGGCCCUUUAAAUGAAAAGUGACCUUUCACUGAUGAUGGAGCUGACUCCUCCAUAAGGCUCAGCCUAAGAACUGCUGUUGCUGAAACAACAUCUAAGUUCUACUGUCCUACAGCAUUCAACCUGAGCACUGCACAGAGCUGUCCAGAGUUCCCAGGCAAUUGCUGGAACCAUUGCUCACGUCAGAACUGCUUUGAAACACAUUUGUCACAUGCAUGAGACACAGGUCAGCACGAAAGACGCAGGGCUUGGUUGUCAGUGAAGUUAACUCUUUAUUCAGGGGCAUGGCAUACAACUCAGCAACACUUCCAAGCAGAUCUUGCCUCUAUGAAACAGUUGCCAGGACUGAAGGUCCCUGCCUUCAACCCUUUCUAAGGCCCCUCCUCUCCCGGAUGUUUCCCGAGCAGUCUCAAACUGCAUCUGCCCACCUCUGGCCUCUGCUCUGCCCUCCUCCUUAUCCUUAUUAUCCUGCACAUUCUUGGAGACCAGCAGGGAGGGGAGCUUGUUGUAGCAGGAGAGGGAGACUCCCUGGAUUCUUCAGUAGCCUCUCAGUCCCCCUCUGCUUCAGCCUCGGUGUCUGAACUGCUCCCUGUCACAGGUUCCUCCUGCUCACUAAAUCCUGUUGCCCCUUCAGCAUCCAGCCCUGCCUCCCAGUUCUUUCCCUCUGACCUCUCCUUGGUGUCCCACCACCAAACCCUUGGCUCUGAGCCUUCCUCCUCUGGUUUCCCUUGGGGGUUCCCCUGCUGGUGCCUCCCACCACUCCUCUUUGUCCAGCCAGUCCUUGACACAUGUCUUACAAUGUUGUGAGUACACAAAUUGUUUCAGGUUCCAGCUAUAAAAAAUAUAAUGUGUGAAAUGACCACUGAGCUCAAGUCUGUGCUCCACUGAGCUACAGAUCUUGGUGGGUGGCAUGGGCAGGUUGCAAUGACUCAGUUAAUUCUGCCUUACAAGGCUGGUACUGUGGAUUCCCUGAAGGAGGUGCAGGAAGGUCAGGAUAGCUCAGUUGCUUAGAGUGUGGUGCUGAUAAUGCCAAGGUUGCAGGUUCGAUUCCCAUAUGGGAGAGCUACAUAUUCCUGUAUCCUCAAGGUCUCUUCCAACUCUACAAUUUUACGAUUUUAUGAUACAAAUCAAGUGGGGAAGACUGUCACGGUCCAGCCAACGGGUGAUCGAAGACCCGGCUGAGGAGGUUGGGACCGGGGGCAAGAUGGUGGGGUGGGAACAGGAACGAGAGUCUAGAAGCCAGGGGUCUGAGGGUCAGGAAGCAGGGAGUCACGAAGUCAAGGGUCUGAGGGUCGAGAAGCAAGGAGUCAAGGAGCCAAGGAGCUGGGGUCCGAGGAUCAGGAAGCAAGGAGCCAAACACAGCAAGGCAGGAAAUGUGUUGCUGUGGCAAAGAGCCGAAGGGAAAUGCUGACCUUAUAUCUUUUCCCGGCUCUUGCCACCAGGUGCAGUGAGUUACCAAGCGGCCUCACCUGUGCCACCGUGCCUUGCCUCUCCAGAACAAACUUAGGAAGGUCCCAGUCCUGCGAAGCCCUACUGGUCACAGGGCCCGGCUCCUGCACGCACUCCUGACAAAGACAUUGGGGGAAAUGGCUUUCUAAUUGUACUCAACCAUCAUGUUUAACGCCGUACAUAUAAAGGCACAUUUAAAGGCCUGAUCGAGCUGUUUAAAGUCUUUGUGUUUCCCACAGAACUGCAUGAACAAGCAGCAGCUUCUGACUGCCAUCCGCCAAAUGCAGCAAUUUCUAAAGGGGCAGGAAACGAGAUUUGCCGAGGGGCUCCGUGUCAUGAAACACCGGCUGACGACUCUGCAAAACACAGUCAUGAAAACCACCCCUGACCCACCAGCUGGUAAUUAAAACAACAAGCCUAAAGUGAUGGCCGUGCAAGAGCAGGAGCAACAUUGCUCAGAUGGAGAACCCAGGGCACAGCCAGCAGCAUUAUAGGACCAGAUGGACCCCGAUUGGCUCCUUGUGUCAUAUGACCCCUAUAUACUGCUCAUCCAUUAUUAAAUGACAUUUGUUAGUCUCUCUUGGAUAUAGAGGUAGGAAAGUCUUCGAACAAAACAAGUAACAUUUUUUAUAAAAAAAACUAUCGGUGUAAAAGGGACGCGGGUGGCGCUGUGGGUUAAACCACAGAGCCUAGGACUUGCCGAUCAGAAGGUCGGCGGUUUGAAUCCCCGCGACGGGGUGAGCUCCCGUUGCUCGGUCCCUGUUCCUGCCAACCUAGCAGUCCGAAAGCACGUCAAAGUGCAAGUAGAUAAAUAGGUACCAGUGGGAAGGUAAACGGCGUUUCCGUGUGCUGCUCUGGUUCACCAGAAGCGGCUUAGUCAUGCUGGCCACAUGACCCGGAAGCUGUCUGUGGACAAACGCCGGCUCCCUCGGCUUAUAGAGCGAGAUGAGCGCGCAACCCCAGAGUUGGUCACAACUGGACCUAAUGUUCAUGGAUCCCUUUACCUUUACCUUAUGGGUGUAAAAUGCUGGGACGGUGCAAGAUCCAGGGCCCAUUGUAAAAGACAUGGGUCUUGGCCCCCUGAGUCACCCCCUAACCACACCCCUGCAUCCCAGCAUGAUUCUGUGAUGGUGAUGCUUUUGCCCUCUUUCCUCUAAGAAGAAGACGAAGAAGAAUUUGGAUUUGAUAUCCCGCUUUAUCACUACCCUAAGGAGUCUCAAAGCGGCUAACAUUCUCCUUUCCCUUCCUUCCCCACAACAAACACUCUGUGAGGUGAGUGGGGCUGAGAGACUUCAGAGAAGUGUGACUAGCCCUAGGUCACCCAGCAACUGCAUGUAGAGGAGCGGAGACGCGAACCCGGUUCACCAGAUUACGAGCCCACUGCUAACCACGUCUUUUAUUAUUUUUGUGUACCCAACUCACAGUGUUCUGCCCUGCCCUGGAUGCCCCACUAAAUGGCAAAAGAUUUGGCACCAAGAACAUGGUGGACCAUGAAGUUCAUUUCACCUGCGAUCCUGGAUUCCGACUCGUCGGCUCCAGUUCUCGAGUGUGUCAGCCAAACGGCAGCUGGACAGGAGAUGUUCCUGAGUGCACAGGUAAUUCACUUUUUUAUUCCCUUGACUCGGGCAUAAACACUCACCUUCAGAUGAUCAAACACAGCUGUUUCAGGAGUAGCCACAGAUGCUGAAGAUGGUUGAAUUUGUAUCCCACCUUCCCUCAGAGAAACUCAAAGUGGCAUACAUGGUUCUCCCCGUUCCCAAUUUUAUCUUCAAACAACCCUGAGGUAGGUUAGGCUCAGAGGAAGUGACUGGCCCAAGGGUUAUCCAGUGAGCUACAUGACUGAAUUGAACCUUGGUCUCCUGGGUCCUAGUCCAACACUCUAACCACUACACCACGGUGCUGGCUCUUGUGGACUACGGCUUCCAUAAUCCCCUAUCAUUGGCUAUGCAGGUUGAGGCUGAUGGGAGCUUGGGUAUAAUUACACCUGGAGAGUCACAGGAUCCUAAUCCUUCUUGCACAUUAUAUGGUGUGGUGUUCGUACAGAGCCCCCGGUCAUCUCACGGACUAUUAACCUGUACACCACUAAUCCACUGCCACUAACCAGGUCCUCCCCAGUAAAAUCACUUCAGUCUCAGUCUGGUUCUCAAGUUAAUAAAGAGUGUGUUUUAUUUCAGACACAAACAAACUUUUACAGCAUUCCAAACAUUGUUACUCUUUGCUUUCUUAGUCUUAUUUUCCUCUCUCUAUCUCUUCUACCUCCCCUCACGCAAGAACCCACUGCCCUAACAGUCUCUCUAUUACCAACUGCCUGCCAACUGCUCCUCCAACUGCCUUUCCCAACCAGCCAACCCACUAAAACCAACCAGCUACCCACCAACAACUCUAACAAACCUCGGGCUAAGCCCUUUUAUACACAUGUAGGCUCCGCCUCCAGCUUUCCUAUUGGUCUACAUUUUUAACCCUUUCUUCCCCCCUGUACAGAUAGGCUCUAAACGAACGUGCAAACGCCACAUAGGAUUAGAAGACUAUCACUUUAGCAUUUAUCCUCAGGUGUUACUCAUCAUUGAUGUGCAGGGUUAGGGCCAAACUAGAAGUGAAUUUGAAUGCACUGAACAUGCAUAUUUUUGUAGAAUGGAAAUAGAAUCCAUGGGGAAGCUGAUCAGCCUUAGGACUACUUGCAGGGAUGGGGGUGAAGGGGUGUGUGAGAGUUGAAUGCUUUCCCAAACUGAUAUUUGCAUUUCAGGGUAAACUGCCAUUGAUGCCAAUGGAGGCUUUCUUUGCAAUGCAAAAAGAGAAAAAGAGAAAAGCUGUUUCACAGAAUGGAUUUGUUGUGCCCAAAUUAUUGCCGAUUGCUCUAAAUCCACGCGACUGUUGUUCAUUGUGUAUGAGGCUGCAGAUCCAAGCAUAUGUCAAAUCUUUUAAUAGGCAAUUUAUUACUAGGAAACAGAUGACAACAUCUGAGAAAUCGACUGGCACAAACACAGUAAUUAAUCUUAUGUGCUUUUUUGGGGGGGGGACCAACGUGAGGUUUAUCCAGAUUGGCAAACGAGAAACUCAUACAUAAUUACCUCUAUUUAAAAAAAUUGUUUACUGGGCAGAAGUCGGUUCUGUUGAUGACGAGCAGGCAUUUGGCAUAACACACGCAUUUUAUAUUCCUGAACAGCCAUUGUUACUGUGCUUGCCUGUAGCUGAAGAAGGCAAGAAAAGUGUGAUAGAAAUGUCAAACCAUGGAGGGAAGACGUGGUUGGAAGCCUCAGGGUGCAACUCUGCUUACACUGUAGGCUGGUGUACCUGCAUGAGAGGCAUAGAGACGACUCUCCGAGCUUAUUUAUGCUCACCUUUUGCUCUUCCUUCAGUAUUAAUUCUCUUUGGGCUGCUGACCUGACGGCACUCCCUUCUCCUUCUCCUCCAUGCCAUAUUUCAAAUCUGGACAGAAAUGUUGUUGAGCUGUUUUGUUUGUUUUUUUGGCAAAGCUUACAUAUGGCAACCCUAUCCAUACCACGACAGCAGACAUACUUGAAACUCUUUUCCACUGAGAUGGUAGACCAAGCAUGGUGCAUCUUAGAUAGAACUGGGAUCCUUCCCAUCAAAAGCCAACAUGGUGCAGUGGUUAGAGUGUCAGACUAGGACCCAGGAGGCCAGGGUUCAAAUCCCCUCUUUUUCAUGAACCUCUCCGGGUGACCUUGGGCCAGGCACUGCCUCUCAGUUCAACCUACUUCAUGUAGUUUUUGUGGGAAUUAAAUGAAGAUUGGGAGAACCCUAUACAUCACCUUGAAGUCUCUCAGCCCCAUUCACCUCACAGAGUGUUUGUUGUGGGGGAGGAAGGGAAAGGAGAAUGUUAGCCGCUUUGAGACUCCUGAAGGGGAGUGAAAGGUGGGGUAUUAAAUCCAAACUCUAAAAGGUGGGAUAUAAAUUCAGUAAAGUAAACAUUUCCUACAUUAAAAGUAGCUCAUUUUCCAAACUCAGAGUCACAAUGUGAUUCCAUCCUCCAGCAGGGAAUUCUGCAGCAAAUUCAACUUCUGCUGAGAAUUUAAACUCCAAGGUCUCUGCAAACUAAGAUUCUACUGCCGGGUGCUUAAAGCUUUCCUUCUCCAAUCUGGUUCCCUCCAGAUGCUCUGGACUACAACUCCCAUCAGCCCCAGCCACCACAUAUGACAUAAAGUGGGUGUGGUUUAGGGGGAAAUGGCCUCAUGGGUCGAGUAAGAACUUGUGCCUGGUGUAAUUAGACCUGCGGGCCAGAGGAUUCCCACCUCUGGCUAGAAUACUGUACCACAGAUGGGGACUAGGGACAUUGGGAAAGGCCAAUCUGAGACCAGACUAAGGGACCAGCUGCAGCAUGUUGGUUGGGGGGCCUCUAUAACAGCAAUUGCCUCUUAGCUGUAGGGAGACUUGAACGCAGAGCUGUACUUUAAAAGGGUGUGUGACAGCUUCAAAGGGAUACAAUACAGGCAGGAAUUGAAAAAGAUAUGAUGCAGACAAAUAGUAUAUCUGCCGUGUAGCCACUGCAGCCCAUCAGUGAUUCUGGGUGCAGAAAAGAGAUGGCUAACCCAUCCCAUUUGAAAUCUCUUGACUAAUUUUAUUACGACUGUUAGAAUUGCUUUUGCUGGAAUCCUGAGCGAUGCAAGAUAUUAUUAAUGCACAGUAAAUUGCAUAUUGGAUUACCAUUUCUUUAAACAUAUUAGUUGUCUUUUGACUCUCCAAAAAUGCUUCUUUAUUUUGAAACUACUAGUAUGAAAAUUCUGGAUUGAACAGAAAUUUCUUCUGAAUUGAACCUGCACUUAUCCCUAAAGUGUGCCUUCCUUGUAUUUUGCUUAUUGAAAUGCAACUGGGGAAUGAAAUUAACUACAAUAACCUAUAGAAACUGGCCUCUGGCCUUGCUCCUGUGUCUUUUACAGAAGCCUUACACACAAAAAUCCCACCAUCAAAGCUUUUUCAUCAAUCAUCUCUGUGCCAAAAAAUCCUUUCCUUCCUUGGUUUCGGCCCCUUACAGUGUUUCCCAACCGUGGGUCUCCAGCUGUUUUUUUGACUACAACUCCCAUCAGCCCUAGCUAGCAAGACCAGUGGUCAGGGAUGAUGGGAACUGUAGUCUGAAAACAGCUGGCAAUCCAAGGUUGCGGAAUACUGCCUUAGAACUCCUGUUUAGCAUUUUAGAAUACCGGUAUUUAAAAAUGUUUGUAGCACAUGGAAUUCUUCUCCUUCAGCCUUCCUCAAACUGGUGCUCCUCAAGAUCCUUUGGACUACAAUUCCCACGAGGCACACCCUGAUCAUGGGAGCAGCCUUUUAUUGCUCCUUUUAGAGAUGUUGCUGGUUUUUAUUGUGCUAUGUCUUACUAUAUUUGUAAGCCACCUUAAACUAUACGAGGAAAGCCAAGGGUCAGGUAAAUAAGCAGCAAAUAGAUGGAUUGUUAUGGCUAGCUAAUUUUUAUUUCCUGUUAACAUUGGUCCUUCACCACACGUUGCCAUUUGAUGGAGAGAUUGCCAUCUCAAACAUUGGAUUAAAUUAGUGUGCGGGAGAUUUGCAUCCAUUUUCCUGACUUUGUCUCUCUCAGUUAACUCGAUGCAAAAAUUCUUGGCCCUGGUCUGUGUGGUUUACAUUUUCACACGCUCCUCCAUAGGGUGCUUAGGCCCCUGUGCAUUGACAGCGCUGUUUGUUUAAGUGAAUUCCUACCUCAUUGUGCAAAAUGCUAAUGAGCCAUUGAGCCGCUGGCUGACCAAACGGCUGCGAAGGCCAGAGACCUGCCACUCUCCAUUGUGUUUGAGAAGACAGACAUUUCUAAAGAGAUUAUGACACAGUGCGCUAGACAGCCAGCCAGAUGUGACUCUAGAACAGGGGUGGGGAGCUGCUUUUCAGACCAAGGGCUGUAUUCCCCAUCUGGGCAAUGUUGUGGAGGCCACAUGGCACUGGUGGGAGGGGCCGGAGCCAAUAGGUGCAAAGCAAUGAAAUCUACUUCUGUACAGUAAGUUGGUUUCUAUGCACAAUUCCAUCCAUAGGAGCCAGUGUGGUGUAGUGGUUAAGAGCGGUAGACUCGUAAUCUGGUGAACCGGGUUCGCUUCCCCGCUCCUCCACAUGCAGCUGCUGGGUGACCUUGGGCUAGUCACACUUCUCUGAAGUCUCUCGGCCCCACUCACCUCACAGUGUGUUUGUUGUGGGGGAGGAAGGGAAAGGAGAACGUUAGCCGCUUUGAGAUUCCUUCGGGUAGUGAUAAAGUAGGAUAUCAAAUCCAAACUCUUCCAUGCAACCAAGAGGCAGGACCAGCGUUCAAGGCGACAUCCUAGCAGGGCAAAAGCACAGGAAGAGUGGGUGGGGUUAAAAGGGGGGUGUCCCCUAUGGAGAGAGGCAGGAGGGCUGGAUAGAGAGGUCUGAUGGGGAUGUGCUGGCCUCUGGCCCAAGGUUUCUGACCUUCAGGCCAAGAAUUAAGUGAGCAGUGGGAAUCAGGAGAAUGCCCGUUGCCGUUGUCCACAGCGGUCUCAUUCACAACAUAAAUUUAGAUUACCAUGAUGCCACUGUAAACAGUAAUGGUGCCUCUCCAAAAGGAUCCUGGGACCUGUCAUUCUUAAGAGUGCUGAGACCCUUUUACCCUCUGUUAUGUACUGAGUUGAUUAGGAUCCAAAAUGCAGCAGUCUGAUUGGUCCUAGAACAAUAGGAUUCAGAAUGCAGCAGUCUGAUUGGUCCUAGAACAAUAGGACCCAGAAUGCAGCAGUCUGAUUGGUCCACAGGAGCCACCCAAUCCAGCUCCAGGUGGAAGUGAAUCCGCAACCUGAUUGGCCUACAGGAGAAUCCCGGAAUCACGUGGGGCCCAUUGUGUAAAUAAUGUAUAUAAAGCAGACAUUCUGGGGGAACUUCCAUUCCUCCUCACUACUAUGAGCUGAAUUAAGAGCAUGAAAUCCACUCUCAACUCCAAAUAUAUUUCACCCUCACAGAAUUACAAUUCUCAGAGUGGUCAAACCAUUCAGCUGAACACUGAGGUCCACCUCCAAGGCACUGGCAAAGGAAUGGGAGUGCGGACUGCAACCUGCACCACUAUUCUGGUAGAGUGCCAUUGCGGCGACCCCCCCGGACACGCGCCGCACACCCCCCAUGCGCCGGGCACUACGUCCCCACAGGCAGCGCGUCACACCCCCAGAACACACGUCACACCCCUGCAGGCGGUGUGCCACGCCCCCGCCUGCUCUCUGACCCUGAUAGCGUAGCAUGCAGCUUCGCCACUGCUCCAAGGGUCUUCUGGCUGUUCCUUCACUGUGAGAAGUGAAAUCACAGGGAACCAGGCACAGGGCCUUCUUGGCAGUGGCACCCACCCUGUGGAACACCCUCCCAUCAAAUGUCAAGGGGAUAAAGAACUAUACGACUUUUAGAAGACACCUGAAGGCGUCCCUGUAUCGGGAAGUUUUUAAGGUUUGAUGUUUCAUUAUGUUUUUAUAUGUGCUGGAAGCCACCUAGAGUAGCUGGGGAAACCUGGUCAGAUGGUUGGGGUAUUAAUAAUAAUAAUAAUAAUAAUAAUAAUAAUAAUCCCUCUUCACAGGGAACUCUGUGAAUUGCAGCUCUGGGAGGGGAAUAGUGGUUCUCCUAGCAACUCUCAACACUCUUAAGCAAACUACAUUUCCCAUAACCCUUUGGGGGUUGUCCGUAGUAGAGAGGUCAGUUGGUUAGAGCACGGUGCUGAUAAUGGCAUGGUCACAGGUUUGAUUCCCGUAUGCUUCUUCUGGCAUUGCAGGGGUUAGACUAGAUGAUGCUCAGGGUCCCUUCCAAGUCUAUGGAUCUAUGACUGUUUAAAGUGGUAUCAUAGUGCUUUUGCAUAGAUGGCUUAAGUAUGGCCAGUGUCUUCCUUGGGUAGCUGGCAUCUAUGCAGGUGAAAAACCACCAUUUGUUCUCUUUAGGACAUCUGGGCAGUGUCUGGUCCUCUUCACGUUGCCUAGCCCAGGUGUCGAUGAGGCCUAGUGCACACACUCAACACAGAAAGCCAGAUGAGAAUCUCGGCUUUGUAGAAAGUUCAAGGAAGCAGGAGCGGGUGGAAAAAUUCGGCUACAACUCCUUGGCUGCUUGUUCAAUAACUUCAUGGUCUGGCGACCCCUGAUUAUUUAGAGUAUUCUAUUGAUGAUCAGGGGAGCUUGGCUUUUUGGCAGAUGGGAAGCAGUGGCAAUCCAUGAGGCAUUCACUCACGCAGUCUGUUUCUUCAAGGAAUUCCACUGCGCUAAUUAUUUCAACACAUAAUAAGCCAGGGAGAGGUGAAAGGGUGCCUCAGGUGAAUAGAGAUUUUUUAUGGGGGGGCAGGGGAGAAUCUGGCCAGCUCUUGCAAAUAAAAGAUUUUGCUUCUUCCAUUAAAGUGUAUUUUACCUUGGGAAGAAUAUGUGCAUUUGCAAAACCAGGGGGAAGCUGCCUAACCUUGUCACAAACAUGCAAAUAGCUGCCAUAUUGCUGUUGGUUGUGUUCACCACAGGUUGCCCUUGAGCAAGGGUAGCCAAUGAGGUGCCGUCUGGAUCUUGUGGAUUGGGGGGGAUAUUAGAGGGAAAUGCUUGAGAAAAAUCAGUAGAUUCAAUCCAAAUUUUAUACCGGAAAGAAAAUUAUGAGGAGAAAUUUGUACUAAAAUGUUGUAGGCUUUCACUGAAGAACUUCAAAUGGGUUGCGGAAAUAAUUUGAAGCUCUGAAGCCUCCUUAUUUUAUUGGCCUUUUCUUAGAUAUUGGGGUUUGCACCAGUCACCUGUGCCAGAAUGGAGGAACAUGUGUUGACCGAGGUGAACAGUACAAAUGCUUUUGUCCCCAGGAGUGGACAGGCCCCAACUGCCAAUAUCAAACGCAGACGGGUAUGUAUUGUGGUAAGGGGUUAAGGAGGGUGGGAAAGAGGAAUAUUUAAACCUUAAUGUGUGAGAGAGGGGAGGGCAAGCCCUAGAAACAGAGGACAUUAUAGUGAGUCAGACCAUUUGCUCAUUUAGCUCAAUAAUAGCUACACUGACCAUAGUCGCUGGUUUCCACUGAUAUCCUUUCCCUCCAUGUGGGGGAAGUGAUCAAAAAGCUUACACAGAAAGAGGCAGAGGACUUGUCAUGGGAAUGCUGGUUUUGCCCAUCUCCGUCCCCACACUUUGUGUGUAAUGUGUAGUUUCCCCCUCCUUGUCGUAGAUGUAGAACAAACCCACCACUCCAUUUUAUUAGCUGCGUAAAAAUAAAAUUAAAAGUAAGGAUGUCUUCUCAUUUGUGGUUUGGGAUUUUACACUGUCCUGGAGGCGGAUUCUUCCCUCCCCCACUUGUCCUUUAGUACCACCAGAAUGGAGCGUAACAGAUGAUCCGGCGUUCAGCCGUAAACCUCGCUGCGCCAAAUUUGACCGGAUGCAGCAGUGCAGCUGCGAAGCAGGCUUCCAUAUGAGCGGCACAGCAGAAAACAGCAUCUGCCAGGGUAAGAGUGCAAUUGCAAGAGAUCUCUGAGGAGUCUGCUGCUACAAGCUGCUUCGGCUUCCUGUCGAAGUUAAAGCCAUGUCUAAACUGAAGAAUAUGGUAGUGUGGCCUUUCAUUUAUAGACUUUCAGUGCUGUAUGGGGAGGGGCGCGUUAUAGAAUAACGUAAGUUUUUUUAAAAAAAAAGAUGAAUCCCUGAUCCAAGGAGCUUAAUACAGUAAAUUCCAACACUAAUAAAGUUGACAACAGUAGGAACUGCAACAACUUAUUGCAGCAUGGAGUGCUUCUGUUAAGGGUUCCAGCACUCCAUUCUUUUCCUUCUCUCUCUUAAAGUUUUCCGGUUCUCCCCCAACUCUUCCCAAACAAUCAACCACAAUUCUGUAUCUCCAAAGUAUCCUCAGUCCUCGUUGGGCUUUUUAGUUUAGUUUUGCUUUUGCAUGUUUAUUUUUUGGUGGGGUGGAAGACAUUAAAACCUUGGCAUUCUCCACUGAUUACUCGGGACAGGUCGAAUCGUCCCCUGGCAUAUUUAAAAAGAGCUUCUCAGUGUGAACCAGUAAACAACCUAUCCGGACAAUGAGAUGGUUCUCUCUACCACUUUUCUAUCUAUAAGCUUCUAGCUCCAUUUCUUGAGCAUGAGUGGCGCAGAUUUGCCAGUGUAAACCCAAUUGACUGAUGACUUGAAAGCAAUAUUGAUGUGUACAAUGCAAAUCCAUUUGAAUUGAUUUAGAAAAGCAAAGCGGAUUUAUACAAUUUUUAAAUCAAUAAAUGAAACACAGUUGCAGCACACACACUUGAGCUCAUGGUGAAGCCAUGAGAACCUUUACUUGGAAGCAAGUACCACAGAGGAUUACUCCAAAAUCAAGUGAACAUAGAAGUCCAACCUUAGCUUCAGUUGGGGAUAAGAACCAGAAGGUAAUAAGAUAAGGGGGUAAGAACCAUGGAAGGCAAAAGGCGAGCCGCCCCUAUUGUUAGACAAAAGGUAAAGGGACCCCUGACCAUUAGGUCCAGUCGUGGCUGACUCUGGGGUUGCGACGCUCAUCUCACUUUAUUGGCCAAGGGAGCCGGCGUACAGCUUCCAGGUCAUGUGGCCAGCAUGACUAAGCCGCUUCUGGCGAACCAGAGCAGCGCAUGGAAAUGCUGUUUACCUUCCCGCCGGAGCGGUACCUAUUUAUCUACUUGCACAUUGACGUGCUUUCGAACUGCUAGGUUGGCAGGAGCAGGGACCGAGCAAUGGGAGCUCACCCCAUCGUGGGGAUUCGAACCGCCGACCUUCUGAUCAGCAAGUCCUAGGCUCUGUGGUUUAGCACCACCUCAAAUGUCAAGUGCUGACAAGCAAGACUGGGCACCACCAGAGCUAUUCUUCCUAAGCUCCCAUUCCCCCUGGGCAACAUCCUAUGCAACAUAUCCCUGGCCCUCUGAACUAGCCUUGCUCCUCAGGUGUGGUAGAGGGUGAUUUCCCAUCACAGGUGUUGAGAAGUAAGAUUCAACAGCUAGUCCAGCCAGAAUGGGCUGAAGGCACCAUCUUGUCAAUAAAAUGUCUGAAGGCGGCAAACUCUGCCACACAUAUAAGGAAUUCCAAAGGGUUUCAACACCACCUUGCGGACUGCCUUGGGUCACUCCCAGGUCACUGUGUCUUAGGCAACUACUGGUGGGAACAAGCUUGCUGUUAUCUGCACAAUGGCCUGCAUUCCUGAGCCAAUUUAUCAUUCAGAGCUGAGCAUCCCAGGCUUUAACAAAAAGGCCCUCCAGAGCUUUCCAGCGGCAGGCAAUUUCAGCAACUUAAGAAUCAGAUCUGUACAGCAAGGCUCUCCUUACGUUGUUAUCCAGCAGGAAGCACCAAGGGCUGUGCUUUUGAAUAAACCCACACAGUUCAUAGAUCUGGAAGGGCAAAAUGUAUGCUGCUAAUAUAUAUAACACCAGUAGCAUAUCUCAGAGUUCCGCACACACACACACCCUUGCGCAGCCUGUCAUGAAAUUUGUCCAAGCAGAAAUAACGUUGCUUUUCUUUCCCCUUGCAGAUGUGAAUGAAUGCGAAGUUUACAAGCUGGAGGGAGCCCCUCGUCUCUGUAUGCACACCUGCAUAAACAUUCCUGGCUCGUACCGCUGUUCCUGCCCCAGAGGAUACCAGAUCUUCAGCGACGGGAAAAGCUGUGAAGGUGACUUUGGCAUGAGGCAGAUGGCAUUUCACAGACGCUGAAUGACAAAAUGUGCAGGCUUCAGGCAGACUUUUUGGUCCACGAAAACUGCUUAGAUUGUGUGCAGUCUGUUUCUCUGCAACCAGGGUUUAAGCUGCAAUCCUGCACAUUCUCUCCUAGCAGCAGGGACUUGGUUAGGCGCGCGUACAUUUUUAUGACUAUAAAUGCAAGGAAAUGCUAACAGAAUAGAAGCUGGACUUCCCAAACGCCGUGCAAGAAGCCAGAUUUUUGUAACGGUUUGUAAUGCACGGCUACUUAAAAUUCUGGCUGUUAAUGCCAAGGGAGUGAGACCCGCUGAAACAAGGUAGACAUUGUAAUACCAUUUAGAUAUGUCGGGAGGUAUGGCGGUCAAGCGCCAAAAGGAAUUGAAUAGCGAUAUUGUAUGCAUGAAGCAUGCACUCUGUGCUCUCGCUGGCUACAGAAAAUACCUUCAGAUUAUGAUAAAACAGAGCUAAUCGCUGGGAUUUGGUUGGCUUUUUUGUUGUUGUUUCUAAAAUUAAAGCAUCUUGUGUAAGGGAAGCAGACUGACAUUGCACGGCUUAAAAUAUUUUCUGUCCACUCCACAAGCCAAUUAACCUGUAAUAUUUCCCCUCAAUAUUUACUUUGCCUACAUGCACACCAUACAAUUGAAGAACAUCUGACGCACACAUAUCCCUCCCCCAAAAAAGAAUCCUGGGAACUGUAGUUUGUUAGGGAUGCUAUAGCUCUGGGUAAACUACAGUUUCCAGGAUUCUUGCAGGGGGGUACUUUAAAUGUAAGGAAUCUUUUGCCCAACAUGGGGCUUGAACCCCCAACCCUGAGAUUAAGAGUCUCAUGCUCUACUGACUAAGGUAUCCAUGCAUUUUAUCCUUGCUACAACACUAUGAGGUAGAGUUAGGCUUGGGUCUUCUCAUAUCUAUGGAGUGACCACUUAGGCCAUCAUCUGGAAACAGGAAAUUCACCACCAAAAGAAGAGGUCAGAGGGUACCAAUUUGCAGAAAACUUCCUUGGCAGAGCUCAGCUCCAGAUACCUCUCAUGUACAUAGAAAGGAUUUAGGUGGAACUUCUGUGCAACAGUUAGAAUGUGCAAAUUGUCACUGGCCUUGAGAGCCAAAGGGUGGAGAAGAUAAUACCUUCCCCUUUCUGUGUUAAGCGCGUCACCUAAACCAUCGACUCUGGUCCUUUGCUUUUCAUGUUUCCAUUUUAGCGGCAGCUGAAAAAGCCAAUGCAAUUCUGGGCUGCAUCAAUAGGAGUAUAGCAUCUAGAUCAAGGGAAGUAAUAGUGCCACUGUAUUCUGCUCUGGUCAGACCUCACCUGGAGUACUGUGUCCAGUUCUGGGCACCACAGUUCAAGAAGGACACUGACAAACUGGAACGUGUCCAGAGGAGGGCAACCAAAAUGGUCAAAGACCUGGAAACGAUGCCUUAUGAGGAACGGCUAAGGGAGCUGGGCAUGUUUAGCCUGGAGAAGAGGAGGUUAAGGGGUGAUAUGAUAGCCAUGUUCAAAUAUAUAAAAGGAUGUCACAUAGAGGAGGGAGAAAGGUUGUUUUCUGCUGCUCCAGAGAAGCGGACACGGAGCAAUGGAUCCAAACUACAAGAAAGAAGAUUCCACCUAAACAUUAGGAAGAACUUCCUGACAGUAAGAGCUGUUCGACAGUGGAAUUUGCUGCCAAGGAGUGUGGUGGAGUCUCCUUCUUUGGAGGUCUUUAAGCAGAGGCUUGACAACCAUAUGUCAGGAGUGCUCUGAUGGUGUUUCCUGCUUGGCAGGGGGUUGGACUCAAUGGCCCUUGUGGUCUCUUCCAACUCUAUGAUUCUAUGAUUUGUUUUACAGACAUCGACGAGUGUGCUCUCUCAUUGCACAACUGUACCAGGGGAACGACGUGCAUUAAUACAGGAGGAAGCUUUCAGUGUGUUAAUCCAGAGUGCCCCAAGCCCAGUGGAAACAUCAGCUAUGUGAAAACAUCGCCGUUGUAAGUAUAACGGGGAUUUUGUCAUUUGCCACCUUUGACAGCAGUAUGCUAGCUUUGUUGGCUAUUUGCAGCUUAGUUGCGCUGCAGAGAGCUUGCUGGGGAGACCACACAUUAUAAGGAACGCAAAAUAACUUUAGCUAGGUUUUAAUAACAAAAACAAAAAAUCCUUUUACAUUAAUUAUAAUAUAUCAACAAGCAUGACCCAUCCACCAGGGUGCUGAGAGAGCUAGGUGCUGCUCUUUAUAUACUAUACCCAAUUGCUGACACAGCUUAAUUAACACAAAUUAGCAGCACCUGCUAUACUGUUUCACAGCUGUAAAACUGGGUCUCGUUAUUUCCUCUGGCCCUUAAAGACAUACACAUCUUGUGGAACAAUAAUGAACCUUCAAAUUUAAAGAGACCAUUCAACAAGCUGAAGGCACUCGGGGCAGGUCAUGCAUGGCACAGAGUGAGCUCUGUAUUCCAACACCUCAUCAUACUCCCUGCCCUGCUCCCUCGCCUCACUCUGCCUAAUGAUAGAGCCGUCCCUGGUUCUGGGCAUAAGGAAAGAAAUGAUGGCUGCCCAGGAAACCCACUGUGCAGUUCCAGUUCCUUUCUUUUAAAACUAGGAACCAAAAGAUCUUGAUGAUCCAGGCUGUUGGCAUAUUGUUUUCUGGUCUGUGAUCAAACAUUACGACAACCUUAUGAAUAUUUCCCCUCCAGCCAGUAAGAUUACUUGUUAUAUUUUCUUUGAUACAGGGCCAAUGUUCUGUGCCUUGAUUAUGCACCAUCGCUGUGUGUUGCAAAUGGAGCUUUGUUUGAGUUUAGACAACUUUUUGGGCACAAUCCAGACGAAGUUAAAGACCUUUAAAUCCAACUGAUUUCCAUGAGAGGUUUAUUCUGCAGAGGCACCAUAUCCUUAAAGUGCGUUUCCUUGUCGCCAAAAGGAAUCCUGGGAACUGUGGUUUUUUAAAGGGUGCGAUGGACUGUAGCUCUGUGAGUGGUGAACUACAGUUCACAGGAUUAUUUACAAAUGAAAAAUGUGCUUUAAAUGUACAGUGUGUCUUCAGCCUUAGGCUGCAGUCCUAAUCCCAUUUACCUGGGAGUAAGCCCAUUGACUAGGGACGCAGGUCACACUGUGAGUUAAACCACAGAGCCUAGGGCUUGCCGAUCAGAAGGUCAGUGGUUCGAAUCCCCAUGACGGGGUAAGCUCCCGUUGCUCGGCCCCUGCUCCUGCCGACCUAGCAGUUCAAAAGCAUGUCAAAGUGCAAGUAGAUAAAUAGGUACCACUCUGGCGGGAAGGUAAAUGGCGUUUCCGUGCUCUGCUCUGGUUCGCCAGAAGCGGCUUAGUCAUGCUGGCCACAUGACCCGGAAAAACUGCGGACAAAGUCGGCUCCCUUGGCCAGUAAAGCGAGAUGAGCGCCGCAACCCCAGAGUUGGCCACGACUGGACCUAAUGGUCAGGGGUCCCUUUGCCUUUAAGCCCAUUGAAUUCAAUGGGACUUAUUUCUGAGUAGAUGUGGUUAGGUUAGUGCUGUUCACUGUAAUGGGCAGGAUUCACCUCAUGAGCCCCAUCAGCAGAAACCGUACACAAGGACUUCUGCUUGCACCCUGAGCUUUCCCCUGCCUCUUCUCCUGCUGUAUGCCCCCCCCCGAAAUUGGCUUGAGAGGUGGUUGGGAGAACCCCCAGAACAGCAUGGGGGUGGUGGAAGUGGGCGGAGUUGUUCCAGCUGGCAAGCAGAAACCCUUGUGCAGAUGGAACGCUCAGUUCAUCAAAGCGUGACAUUGAAUUCCGAUCCAAUAUGCCAAAUUUUUACCUUUCAAAAUAAAUGGAAAUGAAAAGUGCCAAAGGUCAUCUGGAUUUCACCUUCAGACUCUAAAACAAAGGUGGGUGACCUGUAUGGAAUCCAACAACAUCUCAGAGCCUUGCUGGGAAGAAGAAAAGCCGUUGUUAAAGAUUCUGCAAAGACCACCUGGAGUCUAAAUCUUAGCAGUAUUUUAAAAAAAAGAUUUAAUAUAUUGUUUAGAUAUUUGUCCAAGUGUUUGGACCAUUAUGUUAGGGGUAUGCCGACCCAACAUAUAUUCUCACUGGCACUAACUGCGUUUUAUCCAACUCUCUGGUUUUUGAUUCGCUCAGGUGCACCAACUCUGUGGGGUUGAAGGCCCCCUCGAUAUUUGUUUUAAGGGGAGCGGACCCUCCUCAUCUUCAUAGCGCCCUGCAUGUGGUGCAUGUGUGUGACAUCACAUGCACAGCACAGGUCCAGCGCUGGCUGCUUCAGAGUGUAUGGCUUCCUGCAUUGCACAUGCAUCAUCACACACGCACAAUGCCCAACAUGCAAUGUGUGUGACACCAUGCAAAUGCAUUGAGCAUUGGGUACCCUCAAUUUUGGAGGCAACUUGGCGCCUCCGGAUUCACUUAUACUGCUGCUUUACAGUAGUACCUCAGGUUAAGAACUUAAUUCGUUCUGGAGGUCCGUUCAUUGGCUCCCAGUACGUUUCUGAGCACAAUUCAAAGUGUUGGUGCUGACCUUUAAAGCCCUAAACGGCCUCGGCCCAGUAUACCUGAAGGAGCGUAUCCACCCCCAUCGUUCAACCCGGACGCUGAGGUCCAGCGCCGAGGGCCUUCUGGCGGUUCCCUCACUGCGAGAAGCCAGGUUACAGAGAACCAGGCAGAGGGCCUUCUCGGUAGUGGCGCCCACCCUGUGGAACACCCUCCCUUCAGACGUGAAGGAAAUAAGCAGCUAUCCUAUCUUUAAAAGACAUCUGAAGGCAGCCCUGUUUAAGGAAGUUUUUAAUAUUUAAUGCUGUACUGUUUUUAACACUCGAUUGGGAGCCGCCCAGAGUGGCUGGGGAAACUCAGCCAAAUGGGUGGUGUAUAAAUAAUAAAUUAUUAUUAUUAUUUACCUGAAACUGUUCUUAGGUACCUCAGCCUAAUGGGGCCUCCUGCUGCUGCACGAUUUCUGUUCUCAUCCUGAAGCAAAGUUCUUAACCCGAGGUACUAUUUCUGGGUUAGCGGAGUCUGUAACCUGAUGUGUCUGUAACCCGAGGUACCACUGUAUUGUCAUCACUGUUUGCAGCCUGUUGCUCCAGACUGGAGGGAGGGCAGGAUGUAAAGAUAUUCCAUACGACGAAGAAAUAAACGCAUCUCCUUUGUACCCCCACCCCUCACUUUCCUUCCUAGCCAAUGCGAACGGAACCCAUGCCCAAUGGACAGCAGAUCCUGCCACCAUGCCCCGAAGACCAUCUCCUUCCAUUACCUCCCUCUGCCAUCCAACCUGGUCACUCCCACCGCCCUCUUCCGCAUGGCAACCGCGUCGGCUCCUGGGCGGCCUGGCCCCGACGGCCUGCGCUUUGGGAUCGCAGCAGGCAACGGCCGGGGCCAUUUUGUCAUGCAGCGCUCGGACAGGCAGACCGGCGAGCUCAUCCUCGUCCAGAGCCUGCAAGGCCCUCAGACCACAGAAGUGGAAGUUGACAUGACCGAGUACCUGGACCGCACCUUCCAAGCGAAGCACGUCUCGAAGAUUACCGUCUUCGUGUCGGCUUACGAGUUUUAACAGAAGCCGUUUGACACAGGAGAGGAAAAGAAGCAGCUUGCGGCCUGCUCUUAUUCACCCAGAACUUUUGGUUCUAACCACCAGCUGUACUACAAAAGCCGGAACAGACAUCAGGCAUUGCUGUCUGGGUACUUGCCUGUGUUAAUGCCAGCCUCAGAUAUAAUGGCUGUCGCCUUUCUGCUUCUCCUCCGGGGGUAGCUAGCAUGGCUCUCUCCUGAUGCUGUUAGACUACAGCUUCCAUCUGUCUUGCGGGCUGCUGAUGGGAAUUCGAGUUCAGCAUCAUUUUGAGAGUGCCACAUUGGCUACCCCUGUUUGACUUUAAACACUCAAUGCCCUGAGUGCCUUGGAGGGAUAAUAAUGUGAUUGACUGCCAACUAUGGUUGGUGUCCCACCUUGACCAACGCCCCCCUUACUCUAACCCAGCCUUUCUCGAGCUGUGGGUCCCCAGAUGUUGUUGAACUACAACUCCCAUCACCCCUAGCUAGCAAGGCCAGAGCUCAGGGAUGAUGGGAGUUGUAGUCCAACAACAUCUGGGGACCCACAGGUUGAGGACCGCUGCAGUCUAACCUGCCCUUUGUUAGCCAAUCCAGCAUGCCACAUAUACAGACAACCUGUCCUUAAUGCAGACAUUCUGCCCUCAUCCCAAGCAGAAGUUCAACUAAGGAAGAGUACAGGUCAUCUCUCUUUUUCUCCCUGUCCCUCUCUCUGAUGCUGUAUGAGAGCAAAAACAUCAUAUAUCUGUUGCAAGGGAUCUGAUUCUACUUUCUGUUGUUUGUAGAGUACUAAUGCUGAUCUGAUGUCGCAAACCAUGAGCAUGAUUCAGCAACCAUGGAAACGCUUUUUAAUUCCUGUUUAUUUCAAUGGGAAGGGCAAGCAAUGGUGUGCUUAACAGUGCAAACCUAUGCAUGUUUGCCUGGUAGUGAGCAACACUGAUUUCGUACAUACAGCCCUAGCCAUGUCUACUCAGAAGCCAGUCCUACUGAAUUCUGGCGGAAUAUCUGAGAGUGGAGUUCGGUUUGCAGCCUAACUCUCUAGUCAAUGUACACAGAGUUACACUGCACAUCCCUCCUUUUGAUAUCAGUGGGAUCACAACAGGACAAUCUUAUGCACAUCUGCUCUCAGACCAAGUAAGUCUCGCUGAGUUCAGUGGGGUUUACUCCAAGGUAAGUGGGUCUUCUAGGAUCGCUCCCUAAAAUACUGAGCUGGGUCAGUUCUAAAUUAUGUUGCAACAAACUCACCAUUCCAGCCAUACUUCAGAACUAGAUUUUGAAUAUAUAUUUUUCAUAGUUUGCCUGUGAAAUAAUAGCUUUGAGGGACACUUUGAGGAAACCGAAUCUUAAGCCUUGAUGAUGAAUUGUAGAAACCGUUAUUAUGAGUUUGGAUGGUGCCCUGAGUCCCUUCCAGUUAUCGGGAUCCUGUAUCUGUGGGGGUAAACUGUAGGGGAGCAAACUUACCAAACCAGUCAUUUUGUCUAGGUAAAGGUUUUGGCUGACUAGUUAAGCACCACGAUUAGCAUAACCAAAGAAGUUGCUCUCUGCCAUAGCACAGGUGGGUGGGUCUCCCUGCCCCCAGCUGCUAGGAAGGAGAAUAAUAGCCGGUGUAGCAUGUCUGAAAGAGGGAGAAGCAGGCUGGAAGCUGUAGGUGCAGAGACAUGUUUGCUCUGUGCUGGAUCCAAAGUUAUAACUAACAGAGAAGCAAGAUCGGGGUGUUAAUGCUGCGAGCCCCUCCAUCUUAUGCUCAGGUUGUAUAUAUGUGUAAAUAAAACAAUUUAUCCAAGAGGCAUCACAGUCUCCUUCCUAUGGCCUUCAUUCCAAGGAAACUCAACCCCAAAAAAGAGCCUUGAACCCCUGGAUUCUCUCACCACUCAGAGCCGGGGGUGGCAUGUAACACUAUUACGCUAAAUAGUAAAUUGUCGGAUUUGCACCUUGCUUCCCCCCGCUUCAUAAUCCCACUAAAUUUAACAGUAUUUAUAACUGGGAAUACCCCAAAGAACCAACGUACAUAUGAAUGUAUUUUCCCAUUAUGGUUCCUUGAGGUAUUCCUACUUCUAGAAGCCUAUUAUGUUUAGUGGGCUAUAUAUAUAAUGCAAAUCGCUCUUAUAAGGAUCUGUUUACACUCUCUCUGCAAUAGCUCUGUGUCCACCCCCUAGCUCCAAAAUAAUAAGAAUUUUGUUCCAACUCUGAUAUCUUGUUCGGUCAAAGGGAUGUGGGGAACACAAUUCCAUUAAACAUGUCCUUGUUUGUA